GGCUGUGGAGUUCCACCAGUCUGCCCAGACACUUGCUGUAGUCACAUCGUGUUUCUCGCUAAUUUCCUGAUACUCAUAAAACAUUACAAACGCGAGUGACUGUGAAAAACGAGCCAAGUUUUGCUUCAAGGUCACCCGCUGAAGUUCUUAUCCAACCGUAGGUAAAUCUUUAUUGGCGAGUUGCGUGAAGAAAUGAGUUUUAACAAAUACUCCAUAAUCAAGCUCGCAGACUUCUUCAGAUUACGACGUGAAACUUCUCGUUAAAGUAAAGAGGACUCAAAAGCCACUAUGACUUCUCAGAAUAGAAUUGUAUUUACCAAAUUACUGUUGUGUUGCUUUGUGACCGCGGCAUGGGCAAGAUCAUGGGCGAACCACCAUGACACAACAACAUCAACAACUCACACUACUCCAACUACUAGUCAAUUACCUAAAAACUUCCACAAUGAUCCGCUCAUCGUCGAAACGAAAAGCGGUCUUGUCAAGGGCUACGCCAAAACUGUGAUGGGUAGUGAAGUACAUAUAUUCACAGGUAUUCCCUUUGCUAAACCACCACUAGGACCCCUGCGGUUUCGUAAACCUGUCCCCAUAGAGCCAUGGCAUGGCGUUCUCGAAGCCACAUCCAUGCCAAACAGUUGCUACCAAGAAAGAUAUGAAUAUUUCCCUGGCUUCGAAGGUGAAGAAAUGUGGAAUCCAAAUACUAAUAUCUCGGAAGAUUGUCUGUAUUUAAACAUCUGGGUACCGCAGCAUUUGCGAGUACGGCAUCAUCAGGACAAGCCCUUAGCUGAAAGACCAAAUGUUCCGAUUCUUGUUUGGAUAUACGGUGGCGGGUACAUGAGUGGUACAGCUACACUUGACCUCUAUAAGGCGGACAUAAUGGCUGCAUCUAGUGAUGUAAUAGUGGCGUCUAUGCAAUAUAGAGUUGGCGCUUUCGGAUUUUUAUAUUUGAACAAAUUCUUUUCCCCCGGUAGCGAAGAAGCCCCAGGGAACAUGGGCUUGUGGGAUCAACAACUGGCUAUUCGUUGGAUCAAAGAUAACGCACAAGCGUUCGGCGGCGAUCCUGAGUUGAUAACGUUGUUCGGAGAAUCCGCUGGCGGCGGCAGCGUAAGUUUACACAUGCUCUCUCCUGAAAUGAAAGGAUUGUUCAAAAGAGGAAUAUUGCAAUCAGGGACUCUGAAUGCACCGUGGAGUUGGAUGACCGGUCAGCGAGCUCAGGAAAUUGGAAAAGUUUUGAUCGACGAUUGCAACUGUAAUAGCAGCCUUUUGGCGGCGGAUCCGAGUCUAGUGAUGGAUUGCAUGCGCGGAGUGGAUGCUAAAACUAUAUCUGUGCAACAAUGGAAUUCAUACACUGGUAUAUUAGGCUUUCCGUCUGCACCUACUGUUGAUGGCAUAUUCCUCCCGAAAGAUCCUGAAACAAUGAUGAAAGAGGGCUAUUUUCAUAACACCGAAGUGCUGCUGGGAAGCAAUCAAGACGAAGGAACUUACUUUUUGCUGUACGACUUUCUUGAUUACUUCGAGAAAGAUGGGCCCAGUUUUCUUCAACGUGAAAAGUUCUUAGAAAUCAUAGACACAAUUUUCAAAGAGUUCUCAAAGAUAAAACGAGAAGCCAUCGUGUUUCAAUACACCGACUGGGAGGAGAUAACGGAUGGUUAUUUGAACCAAAAGAUGAUUGCAGAUGUUGUUGCCGAUUACUUUUUCGUCUGCCCGACAAAUUAUUUCGCUGAAGUACUUGCUGAUGCUGAAGUUGAUGUCUACUAUUAUUACUUUACACAUCGUACCAGCACCAGCCUUUGGGGUGAAUGGAUGGGAGUGAUGCAUGGUGAUGAGAUGGAGUAUGUGUUUGGCCAUCCCCUAAACAUGUCCUUGCAGUACCAUACUAGGGAACGAGACCUCGCUGCUCACAUUAUGCAGUCCUUUACAAGAUUUGCGCUCACUGGCAAGCCUCACAAACCGGAUGAGAAGUGGCCACUAUACUCCCGGUCAUCGCCUCAUUACUACACAUAUACGGCUGAUGGCCCGAGCGGACCCGCCGCCCCACGGGGACCACGUGCGUCGGCUUGUGCAUUCUGGAAUGACUUCCUGCUAAAACUCGAUGAGUUGGAGCAUGUACCAUGUGACGGAGCGGUAACAGGGCCGUACAGUAGCGUCGCCGGCACUACUCUACCAAUAGUACUACUCACCACCCUUGCUACUACCGCAGCCCUCUAAAUUCCCUAACACAGUAGAAAAUUACACUUAGCGGGGGAGCUUGCUUGAAUAGAUCCAACUACUUACUAGAUAAGAUAUAUGACACAUUUAAAAAAAAUACUGUUGGCGAUUAACAUAACGUUACACUAUUAUGACAAAAAAUUUAAGAUUCAAAUGUCGUUACUAUAAUGGCUUUAAAUCAUUGUAUUAAAAUUACAGUAAAUUGGAUUAACACUCAUUAAUGAACGCUUUGUGUAGAUUGGUAUCAAACCAAUCGAAAAUUUCGUUCCGUAGAGUGAAAUAAA
Molecule: messenger RNA, 2489 nt
Organism: Pieris napi
Lineage: Eukaryota; Metazoa; Arthropoda; Insecta; Lepidoptera; Pieridae
Gene: ace2
Product: acetylcholinesterase-like
Exons: 7
Coding region: 289-2205 (638 amino acids)
Biological process (GO): choline metabolic process; acetylcholine catabolic process in synaptic cleft
Cellular component (GO): plasma membrane
Molecular function (GO): acetylcholinesterase activity
Source: RefSeq, a predicted model, not a curated record